UCUCUUCGUUUCAGUCCCAGCUAAUUCAAAGAUGAUUAACUCUAAGCUUUUCCUUCUCUGGGUUCUGUGUGCUCUUUUUUGGUUUCUUGGUGCCAUGCAGCCUUUGUCGUCUGGGGCCGGCUUCAAGGCCAUCAAUUCUGCUAUGCCACCGCUAGUAAGCUCGAGUAACACGCUUGGGGAAGAGAAGUCAUUUUACCAUCCUGCUGCUUAUGGUGGCGGUGGAGGCUCUGGUGCGGGUGGCGGUGAAGGUUCCGGGUAUGGUUCUGGGGAAGGGUUUGGUGAAGGAGUAGGUAGUGAUGGUGAUGGUGGUAGUGGUGGAGGAUAUGGAGGUGGGGGUGGCAGAGGAAGUGGCGGAGGAAUGGGAGAUGGUUCUGGUUACGGUAGUGGAAGUGGUUAUGGUUACGGUAUUGGAACAGGAGCCAGUGGAGGAGGUGGCGGAGGAGGAGGAGGAGGUGGAGGUGGUGGUGGUAUGAGUGGAGCUGAUGGCACUGGAUUUGGUGAAGGGGAAGGUUCUGGUGCUGGCUAUGGAGGAGUUGGAAUACCUUGAAACCCUAAGCUUUUGUUCAUCAAUUCUCCAGUAAUAAAUUGGGACAUGCCCGUGACUACUGUCUUUUUCUUUUUUCAACUAAUUUUCUUUUCCAUCUAUCUGUGUCUCUUCUUUGUUGUGGAGGUUUAAUUUAUUUAACUUUUGUUUCUCCAAUUGGCAAUAUAGGAGUAAUAAACUUCCUCCUAGAUCA
Messenger RNA from Nicotiana tabacum (common tobacco), 737 nucleotides. RefSeq lists its product as uncharacterized. The record is from RefSeq and is a predicted model, not a curated record. NCBI's taxonomy places the organism in Eukaryota, Viridiplantae, Streptophyta, Magnoliopsida, Solanales, Solanaceae.